This is a messenger RNA of Elephantulus edwardii (Cape elephant shrew), 1032 nucleotides long. It is a transcript of the gene GOLPH3L, whose product is annotated as golgi phosphoprotein 3-like. Gene Ontology annotation, molecular function: phosphatidylinositol-4-phosphate binding. Gene Ontology annotation, cellular component: trans-Golgi network; cytosol; Golgi cisterna. The record is from RefSeq and is a predicted model, not a curated record. NCBI's taxonomy places the organism in Eukaryota, Metazoa, Chordata, Mammalia, Macroscelidea, Macroscelididae. Gene Ontology annotation, biological process: Golgi vesicle budding; Golgi to plasma membrane protein transport; Golgi organization.
AUGUGUUAUUCCUUCUCUUCAUCGAGCGAUCAGGAAGUUUGUUCUCUCUACGUGGCUGGGAAGUUUUUCACCCACUAAAACCGGGGUGGGGUGGGUGGGGACAGGUGUUCCCUGUGAAAUAAUAGCACAAGCAGUCCGCGUCCAACUGUAACCCAGGAGUAAUAUCAGGUGAGAAUGACCACUUUAACACACCGAACCCGACGCACUGAAGUAGGCAAGAAUGCUGAAAAGAAAAUGGAAAGUGAAGAAGAUGCUAGUCAAGAGAGGAAUACAGACAGUGAAGACUCUGGAGACUCAAAGGAUAUCCGCCUCACCCUCAUGGAAGAAGUAUUGCUACUGGGACUAAAAGAUAAAGAGGGUUACACAUCUUUUUGGAAUGAUUGCAUAUCAUCUGGCCUGCGAGGGUGCAUCCUGAUAGAGCUGGCCAUGCGGGGUCGAAUCUAUUUGGAACCCCCCACCAUGCGUAAGAAGAGACUACUGGACAGAAAGGUACUGCUAAAGUCAGAUAGCCCAACAGGUGACGUCUUGCUGGAUGAAACGCUCAAACACAUUAAAGCAACUGAGCCUACGGAGACUGUCCAAACAUGGAUAGAGCUACUCACUGGCGAGACCUGGAACCCUUUCAAAUUACAGUACCAACUGAGGAAUGUACGAGAGCGAAUUGCAAAGAACCUAGUAGAGAAGGGUAUUCUAACCACAGAGAAGCAGAAUUUCCUUCUGUUUGACAUGACCACACACCCAGUAACCAAUACAACGGAGAAGCAGCGACUAGUGAAAAAACUGCAUGAUAGUGUACUCGAGCGGUGGGUAAACGACCCUCAGCGAAUGGACAAGCGAACACUGGCGCUCUUGGUACUAGCCCACUCCUCCGAUGUGCUUGAGAAUGUCUUCUCCUCUCUGACAGACGACAAGUAUGAUGUGGCAAUGAAUCGAGCAAAAGACCUUGUCGAACUGGAUCCUGAAGUGGAGGGGACAAAGCACAAUGCCACAGAGAUGAUCUGGGCCGUGCUGGCAGCCUUCAAUAAAUCCUAA